AUGGACUGCCGUCGACAACAUCAUGAGGGGUUGCCCUCUCCCCCUUCACCUUCACGCAUGGCUUCUUGCUCUUCUACUGUUGCUUAUAACGUCGAUAAGGGAGUCGAAAAUAUACCAGCAGCGGAUGAGAACGACCUCCUAAACCCAGUGACGAGGUCAGCUAAGAAACGACGUCGUAGAAGUUCAGACUCUAAUAGGAGCUCUUCGAAGAAACCAAAAAAGAACAUCCGUCUCCGUCAACUUCGUCCUGAAGAAAUAUCAAACGCGCAGCAACAUCAGACAGCGUCGCCAAUAAAGCAAUUUCUUCAACUCGAACUAACACAACUUCAACGCUUCAUAUUUGACCAAGUCAGAUUUCCUCCCGAUAACCCGAAUUUUGUACUUGAUUACCUGCAAUUAAUACGUCAAUUACAUCGAAGCGAAGACCUGCAUCACUUGGAAAAUAAGCAACGCCAAAUCAACUACACCGAAAGCGACAGUCAUACCGAAAGCAACUCCGGUUCAGAAAUGGCCAAAGUUGGCCCUAAAGACAAGCUUUAUCUCAACAUCCUCGAUGCUAAUUGCAUUAAAGAGCUUAGGCAUGCUAAUUACCAAAAACUCGCCCCGGAUUUUAUUAAAGAGCUUCUCAAGAAGCUUAACCCCAGUAACGCCGAGAACAAGGCUCGUCGCCGACAAAAUCAUCCAACGUGGUAUCCUAAAGAUGAAUACGAGGAAUCGGCAAAGAAAUUUGAAAUCUUCGAUAAAAAGAGUGAUCUUGUAGAUGCAUCAUCAGAGGACGGCGUUGGAGCAUUCGUAUACGCCGCGCUGGCCUUAGACGAAGCUAAGUGUGAUACAUGCGAUAAUGCUAUGGAGUCAGCGUCUAACAAAUCGUUCAAACGCGUGUUCCUUGAACAUUUUCCGGAAGGUGAACAACUUACUUGCCCUAGACCGGACCUAUAUUUUGGAUACUCCACGACAGAGUUCCUCGACGGCGAGCCGUUCAUACCAAAAAUCUGGCGAGGAGCCUCAACAGAGAUAUAUCAGUUGUAUUGUCAAAUGUCGGGGGCACUUCGUAUCUGUUGUCCCUAUUUGAUAGUAGAAGCGAAACCCGACGGUGGAAGCGAAAGUGAGGCAGAAAAGCAGUGCGUCGUCGGCUGUUCUACUACCUUAGCGGCGUUACACUUCGCAUUCCCACAAGAAGAAGAGUUCGUUGUCUUCGGUCUCACUCUUUUACCUACUAGGGCGCAACUUUCUGUAGCGUGGAGGACGCUCGACAAUGGUGAGGCCAAAUAUUAUUUUGGAAACCUCAAAAUGUUCUCUUUAAAAGAGAAAGAACCGUUUAUUGAAUGUAGGGAGUACAUUCGCGCAAUUCACGAUUGGGGGGUAGGAGAAAGGAAAAAUCAAAUGAAAAAAUUAAUAAAAGAAGCGAAGAAGGGCCCCCCGCGUUAUCUUGAGCCGAAAAAAGGAACCGCGACGGCUUCGUCCCGUAAAAGGGCUGGGUCUCCCAAGGCAUCUGUCAGUAAGAAGCACACCUCGAUGGUUACUAGGCCAGUUGUCAAUUCGGUUGACAACGAAGCUAGUCCUUCGAAGCAAAUACAUCAGACCCUUCCGUAUCUAGAAGACGCGGAGGCCGAUUCGGACUAUGGAGACGCCGAGGACGGCCAAACAGUUAAAAAAGACGGCAUUGAAGCGGUGAAAGAAGAUAAUAACUAA
This is a messenger RNA of Hypoxylon trugodes, 1692 nucleotides long. RefSeq lists its product as uncharacterized. Bases 1 to 1692 code for a protein of 563 amino acids. The transcript is spliced from 2 exons. The record is from RefSeq and is a predicted model, not a curated record. NCBI's taxonomy places the organism in Eukaryota, Fungi, Ascomycota, Sordariomycetes, Xylariales, Hypoxylaceae.